GGAAGAAACAUGUGUGUAUGGCCCCUUUACAAAACCUAUCAAGUACUCUUUUUAAUUUGUGUCUUCUCUUUUCUCUUCCCAAUCUCUCAUGUCUUUGAGUCCCUACCUCUUUGUCUCUCACGUCCCCACACGUGUCACUUUCAAUCACUUCCAUUUAUAAUUGCAUCUCUCUCUUUCUCUCUCUCUAUCACUCACAGUCUCACACACUCAAAAACCUAUUCGUAUUCUUUACUAGCUUUCUUCUAAGUCUUCACUCUUUUAUCAUACCUUGUUUAGAUUCUGAUUGUUCACGUGUCUCUGUCUUGUCUUGUCCCAAAUCCUUAAACAUUUUCACUUAAAACUCGUUAAAAGCUUAAACCUUUUCCCUAAGUUUCUCUUUUGGGGUUUAUGCUCCUCGAUGAUGAUCUAAUGUCACUUUUUACGCUCUCUUCUCAAAGAUUCUAAAUAAACAUUGCAUCUCUCAACUCCUUUGCAUUGGAGAAAUAAAACUAACGAAAGAACUUUUGUGAAUUCUCAGUAUAAUAUCACCAAGAAAGAAACACACACUCUUUGUCUCUCUCUCUCUCUCCUCUCUCUUACACCAAAACCUAUGACGAUGAAGAGAGCUUUACCAUCUCCUUCCUCACUGCUCUUCUUUCUCCUGAUAACAUCACUCUUCCCCUGUCAAGGAAACAGAGUCUCUGCCUCAAUGCCUUCAUCUGAGUCAGAAACUCUCUUCAAGAUCAUGGAGUCAAUGUCGUCUGAUCAACAAUGGCGUCAGUCACACCCAAACCCUUGCGCACCUGGCUCAUCUUGGCCAGGCAUUGAGUGCAAAACCGGUCCAGACCACUUGUCACACGUCUCUCGACUCGAUUUCGGCUCUGCUCCAAACCCUUCUUGUAAACCCUCUGCUUCUUUCCCUUCUUCAAUCUUCUCUCUCCCUUUUCUUCAAUCAGUCUUCUUCUUCAACUGCUUCACUCACUUCCCAACCACAAUCAUCUUCCCUAUUAAGCUCCUCCCCAACUCCUCUCUUCAACAGCUUAGCCUCAGAUCAAACCCUUCUCUCUCAGGCCAAAUCCCUCCUCGCAUCUCUACUCUCAAAUCUUUACAAAUCCUCACCCUCUCGCAAAACCGGUUAACCGGAGAUAUCCCUCCGGCGGUUUUCUCACUGAAAAGCCUCGUACAUCUCGAUCUCAGCUACAACAAGCUCACAGGUAAAAUUCCUCUGCAACUGGGGAAUCUCAAUAGCCUCGUCGGCUUAGAUUUAAGCUACAAUUCGUUAACCGGUACAAUCCCUCCAACGAUCUCGCAACUGAGUAUGCUUCAGAAACUCGACCUGAGCUCGAACUCUCUCUUCGGAAGAAUCCCAGAAGGAGUAGAAAAGCUUCGUUCUUUAUCAUUCAUGGCGUUAAGCAAAAACAAACUCAAAGGAGCUUUUCCAAAAGGAAUCUCGAAACUUCAGAGUUUGCAGUACUUCAUAAUGGAUAACAACCCAAUGUCCGUUGCUCUCCCCGUUGAGUUAGGGUUCCUACCUAAACUCCAAGAGCUCCAACUCGAGAAUUCAGGAUACUCCGGCGUGAUCCCGGAUAGUUACACCAAGCUCAUGAACCUUAGCUCGUUGUCUCUGGCUAACAACAGAGUAACCGGGGAGAUCCCAUCUGGGUUUGAGUCUUUGCCUCACGUUUUCCAUCUGAACCUCAGCAGGAACUUACUGAUCGGCGUCGUGCCGUUCGACUCGAGUUUCCUAAGACGGUUGAGUAAAAAUUUGGAUUUGAGCGGGAACAGAGGGUUGUGUCUGAAGCCAGAGGAUGAGUUCAGUGUCGUUAAGACUGGAGUUGAUGUCUGCGGGAAGAAUAUUACUAGUGGUGGAGCUGGAGCGUUGAUGCAGCAUCCAAAGAAGAAAUCACAAGCUACUUCCUCUCGGUAUUAUAGAUCUUGUUUCUUCUCAAGUGCUCUGUUUCAGUUUGCUCUGUUUCUGGGGUUACAUCAACGAUUGGUUCUCUAAGGAGAGAUAAAAGACAAAACGAAGAAAAAAAAAACAGAGAAUAAAUAUUUGUAUCAAAUCCCUAAGAAAAAAGAGAUUAGUGUUUGUUCCCAAAGUAGACGAUGAUUUCUAGGGAAAUAAAUUUAUUAUUAGUAGUCGAUUUUGAUGUGUAUUAGUUUUCUAUUUAAGCAAUGUACCUUAAUGUUAUUAUUGUUG
Molecule: messenger RNA, 2179 nt
Organism: Camelina sativa (false flax)
Lineage: Eukaryota; Viridiplantae; Streptophyta; Magnoliopsida; Brassicales; Brassicaceae
Source: RefSeq, a predicted model, not a curated record